Adineta steineri is the source of this 8541-nucleotide messenger RNA. Lineage: Eukaryota; Metazoa; Rotifera; Eurotatoria; Adinetida; Adinetidae. The record is from the annotation of a GenBank genome assembly.
AUGACACCCACUAGCACCAUCUUGGAACCAGUGGCUAUUGUAGGCAUAGCCUGUGAAUUUGCUGGUGAUAUUCAUAGUCCAAAUGAUCUAUGGCUUGCAUUGGAUGAAAGUCGAGAUGUGGGUAGCGAAAUACCUCGUGAUCGACUUGAUAUUGACUCAUAUUGUGCUCAUAUGUUCAAUAUGGACAAUAAUCAAACACUCCAGAAAAAACUUAUUCGUAGAGGAUAUUUUCUCUCGAAUAACCAAUGGGAUACAUUCGAGGCAGGUUUCUUUGGUCUAUCAGAUGCUGAAGCAGGUAGUAUUGAUCCAUGUCAUCGAUUAUUGAUGCUUAAAUUUGUUCAUUUACUUGACGAUGCUGGUUAUAAUAUUGAAAAAAUGCAUGGUUCACGAACAUCUGUACACAUAGGGCAGUUCUCCACAGAUCAUGCGUACACAUUAAUUCGAAUGGAACCCGAAUAUCGAUCAAGAUUUCAUGGACCCAAUAGCUCAUUGUACAAUGCUGCAGCUCGACUAUCAUACCAUUUUAAUCUACAAGGUCCUAAUGUCUCAUUAGAUGUUGCCUGUUCAUCAUCGUUAGAAGCGGUGCAUAUGGCUGUAGAAAGUCUUCGUACAUACGAAGCAGACAUUGCCGUAUGCGGUGGUGUUAAUGGUACUUUUGCACCAGAAAGUGUUUUUCAUGCCUCGAAUAUUGGUGCUCUAUCACCUGAUGGACGAAGUCGAUCAUUUAGUGUUGAUGCUAAUGGUUACGCUAAAGGUGAUGGUCUUGGUCUUAUAAUGUUGAAACGACUAAGUGAUGCUGAACGUGAUGGUGAUCGUAUAUACUGUGUUAUUCGCGAUAUACUCAGUAACCAUGAUGGAAAUGAAGAUAAAAGUAAUUAUGUGGUUCCAUCAGCUGCUGGACAAACACGUCUACUCACUGAUGUUUACAAACGAACAAAAUUUGAUCCUCAACGCAUUUUCUACGUUGAAGCACAUGGUACUGGUACACCGAUAGGUGAUCCCAUUGAAGCAAAUUGUCUAGGUCGAUUUUUCAAUCGAUCAUCUCUUGAACCUCCAUUAUUAAUUGGUUCUGUUAAGAGUAAUUUGGGACACACAGAAGGUGCAGCUGGUAUUGCUGGAUUAAUCAAAGUUGCUAUGUGUAUGCACCAUCGAGCUAUUCCACCAAAUAUGCAGUUCACAUCACUUAAUCCCCGAAUCGAAGCACAACGUUAUAAUCUUCAUGUUGUUCAACAUUCUGUACCUUUUCCACCUUCCACUGACACUGAUACGAUAGCUAUCGCUAUAAAUUCAUUUGGCAUGGGUGGUAACAAUGUACAUGCCAUUGUUGAAGAAUAUCGAUCCAGUGCAAAAAAUUCCGUUAUUAAUAAAUAUGCAAAUGGUCAUGCUAAUGAACACCAUCAAAUAGAAAACAAACAACAUUUCAUCUUUCUGUUUUCAACAAAAAGUCGCAAGUCGCUUAAAGAUCAAGUAGCACAAUUCAAUCAAUGGCUACAAAAAAGGCCAACUUCUGAUGUAAAUGAUGAUCAUGCUUUCUUUCAACGUAUUUCUCAACAACUUCUUCUUCGACGAACAAUUAGCUAUAUGCACUUAGCCAUCUUUGUAUUUGCAAAUCGUCACCAAUUACAACAACAACUGGAUGCUUUUCUUGCCGAUCAAACAAUCUCGGGGCUUGCGUUUAAAUUGCGUCCAACAAUAGCAUUAUCACAAAAAAUAUGUUUUGUUUUCAGUGGACAAGGUCCUCAGUGGUGGGCUAUGGGUCGACAAUUGUAUGAAAGUGAACCUGUUUUUACUCAAUGGAUACAAUUGAUUGAUAAUGAAAUGACAAAGAUCAAUAAUGGUGAAUGGCGAUUAUUAGAAGAGUUAAUUGAAAAAAAGAAUGAACAAGAAUCUCAUAUUAAUGAUACAAAUAUUGCUCAACCAGCUUUAUUUGCUAUUCAAGUUGCUUUAGCUGCUUUACUCGUCUCAUGGAAUAUUUAUCCUUCAACAAUCGUCUCACAAAGUGCUGGAGAUCAAGCUGCUGCUUUUGUUGCCGGUCGUCUCACUUUGCAGGAAGCUGUUCGUAUAGUUUAUCAUCGAUCACGUCUGCAAAAUCGUAAUACACGACAAGGUGGUUGCAUGUUAGCCAUAUCUAUGAGCGAAGAAGAAGUACAAAAUAAUCUUCUCAAAGAUAUUGAACAUCUUGUUUGUAUUGCAACUAUAAAUAGUCCUCGUUCUAUCGCAUUAAGUGGCGAUGAAAAGACUAUUGAUGAAUUACAACAAAGGCUUUCGACAUUUUAUCCAAAUGUUUUCAACGCUCGUCUUCGCAUAGAAAAUGCAUUUCAUUCUUAUCAAAUGGAUCGUUUUGAUAUUGAAAAAGAGCUGUUAUCAUCACUAAGUGAUAUUCGAGGACUUCCUCUCAAAGAUCCACAGCAAAUGUUCAAUCCAAAAUGUGCUGAAGCUCGUCUCUAUUCAAGUGUCAUUGGAGGUAAAUUAAGUAAUGAAAUGCCAGUUGAUGCACAUUAUUGGUGGACAAAUGUAAGGCAAGCUGUUCGAUUUUAUGAUGCUAUAGCGUCUAUUGCACAAAAUGACGAUGUAAGUGUUUUUCUUGAACUCUCACCGCAUCCAGUAUUGGCUACAUCAAUUCAAGAAUGUUACCAAUUGAUAAACCAACAACCACUUAUUCUUCCAACAUUAAAACGAAAAGAAAAUGAACAAAUCACAUUGUUGACAAGUCUAGCACUACUAACAAUCUCAUCUGAUAUUUGGCAACGAUAUUUUCAUACUCGAAAUAUUUUAUCUUCAGACGAAGAUGAAGCAUUCUUUGAUGAUUUUCCAUUAUAUGCAUUUGAUCUUAGUUCAUGUUGGUAUGAAUCGAAAGAUGCAGUUGUCAAACGUUUAGCUAAUCGUAUUCCAACUCAUCCUUUACUUGGUGUUCGUCAAUUAAUAGGACAAACAACUGCGACAUGGAAAAGUCUUAUCAAUAUUAAUCUACCACAAUAUGCUUAUCUGAAAGAUCACAAGAUUCAAGAUGCUAUUCUUUUUCCUGCUACAGCUCUACUUGAAAUAGUCACAGCAGGCUAUCAACAAUUAUUUCAAUCAUUCGAUAAAAAAGAACAAUCUUUAAUUAUUUUAGAAGAAAUCAAAUUCGUCAAAGCGCUCGUUCUUACUCAGCAUGAAUUGACAGAAGUAUUUACACAAAUUGAUAUGCCAAAACGUGAAUGGUCCAUCUAUAGUCGACCAUGGACAUCAGCUGGUUCAGAUUGUAUGCAUUCAUCAGGCAUGGCUAGUAAUGAUUUCAUUGGUUCUUUUCUCGAUCAACAAGCUCUCAGUCAAUAUUCUUUGAAUGAAUUCACAUUACAUGCUCAUGGUCGAAUUAAUAUGGAUAAUACUCAACAAAAACCAAACACAAUACUUACUACUGAUAUGAUAAUUGAUACAACAUGGUCGACACAUGAUACAUCAAAUUUUUAUAGGUAUGCGUCAAUAAGAGGUUAUCAAUUUGGACCUUUAUUUCAAAAUAUGAACUUCUUACAAGGUACAACAUCUACAGUUACCGCUCAAGUUUCAAAUGAUCUUACUAAAAUCAAUGAUCUUUCUUCUUAUUAUCUACUUCAUCCAUCAGUACUUGAUGCUUGUUUUCAUCCGCUUAUAGCUUUACUACCUGGCACUGAUACAACAUUUCUUCCAAUUAGUAUUCAAAAAUUUGUUAGUAGUACAAACAAAAACUUAUCUUAUUCCAAUAUUGAGAUGCGUGGCAACUAUCAUGAUAAUGUUUGUGGUCUGAGCGAAGAACAAGCACAUACUUGUGAUAUAAUAAUUCUUUCAAGUGGUGACAAAAACUCUUCUUCAAAAGAAAUCAUCUGUACAGUUGAAGGUUUUGUUACUCAACAAAUUCAAGGUACACGAUCCGGUCGAUGGACAUUAGAAAAAUCUAUUUUUGAUAAAUUAAAUAUCACAGUUGAUUUGCCUAGUGUCGAUCAUAAAGAACAUAUAGAUAGUCUUGUAAAAGACUAUUCUAUGAAACAAGUAUGGAAUGAUUUACCAAUAAUAACAAGUGUAGCUGAUCUGUUUCCAUCACCUGAGAAAAUUUUCAAUACUAAAAUCGAUAUUGUUAGCAAUCAAGAUUUAGUUGAAUCAAUUGAACCAUUCAACAAACUAGCUGCAUAUUAUGCUCAAUUAUCACUAAAAGAGCUCGAUUUAAGUCUUGUUGAUGAUCAGUAUCGUCCUUUAUUGAGUGCUUGUCACUUGUUAACCUCACUUUUAUGCGAACAAGUGACAUUUCAUUCUACACAACUUUGUCUUGUGCAACUGCUCAAGCGUUUUUCACGUCUCGAACCAAUUCUGACCUUAUUAAACGCAUAUGGAUCGCGAUUAAAAGCAAUUUUUACAGGGCAACAGAGUGGAGUGGAUGUAUUCGUAGGAAACGAUGAUACCGGACGUAUUUUACAACAAGUAAAAAAUAUCAUGAGUGCAAAUAAAACACAAAUGGUAUUUGAUGCAAUUGAUCAACAUCUUCGGGUUGAACAUAAGCGAAGUAGCGAUGGCUCACUCAGUCAUUAUCGAUGGCGCAUAUGUUGGUUUGCUAGUAGUGAAUGUUCGGAUGUUCUUCCUAUUCUUGAUCUGUUGCUCAAUUUAUCAUGUCAUACAGAUCUAUUGAUUGACUUUCAUUAUGUGAAUAUGGACACGACACAACUGGCACAAGCCGAACAAAUAUUUGAAACACGUUUAGCUGAUCAAACUCGUUUGUCGAUUACAUACGAUCAAACACUUGAUUUAUUUAAUAAUGAAACAUUUACCAAAAUACCAAACGAAUCAUUCGAUAUUAUUUUUGCUGCAAACCAACUUCCAAGAAACGAAGAUUUAGCAGAAUCUCUUAUCAGUCUUCGUCGCUUACUUGUUCCGAAUGGUCUUCUUUUAUUGCUUGAAUUAAUUGGUGUUCCUCUAUAUUUUGAUCUUAUAUUAGGUCUACUUGAUCAAUGGUGGUCACCGUUAAAUAAUACUCGCGCUUUGAAUGAUAUCCAACAAUGGGUCACAGUUCUAAAACAAAUAGGUGGAUUUACAACUAUCACUCCAAUAUGGAGUCAAUAUGAAAGUACACUAAUUAUAGCUCAGAAAACGAUGUCUCACGAAAUACUACAGACACUUGCUGAAAGAAAACAUCAGAGAUGGCUUCUGUUUGCCAGGAAUGAUAUUGGAAGUCUUGGCCACACUAUAACCACAUUUUUACCAUGUACAAAUUAUCAAUUUUUUGAUAUUCGCAAUCCAAUCACAGAACUAAUUUGUUCCGCAAUUGAAGAAAUGGUAACAACAUAUACACAAUUGUAUAUUGUUUUUGCAUGGCCACUUGAACAAACAUUACUUGAUGGUAACGGUGAUUUAGCAUUCAAACAACAUGAAGAAAUUAUGUGUAGUAUAUUAUCUCUCAUGCUUCAAACAAUUCACACAAAAUCUUCUCAUUUUUAUCCAUUUGUGUUUGUUCUCACGCAUCAUGGGCAGCACAAUAUAGGUUCUGAUUGCAAUAUAAUCACGUCACCAAUCAUUGGUCUUGCGCGAAGUUUGAUGAUUGAAUACGAGCGAAAUCGAUUAAAACUAAUUGACCUACAAUCACCACUAACAUCGAUCAACAAGCCAAUAUUUGUGCGUGCUUUAAUACAACAUAUGAUGAGUUCUCGAUAUUCAAACAAUACUUCUGAGAUUGUGCUGCAUCUUGACACGAACGAAAAUCAAGUCAGACAUAUCACAUGGCAUUAUGAAAUGUUGCAAAAAUCUGUUGAUGAUGAUAAUAAUGAACAAGAGAAAUCUAAAUACGAACAAAUUUCUAUUAUUCCUAAACGAGAUGCUGAUCAAAAACCAUUUCGUAUUUGUGUACCACCAUCUCGUUUUCCUUCUGAAAUAACAUGGAUUGAAGAAGAUAGAGAAAAAGAAUUAUUACGAGCAGGUAUGGUAGAAGUUCGUGUUCAUUGUGUUGGUAUUAAUUUUCGUGAUGUACUUAAAUCACGUGGUCGUUAUCCACAUACACGUACUUUUGCACAACCGGAUGAAGAUCAACCAAAAGUUAAUCAAGAUACAGAACCAGGUUCAGAUUUUGUUGGUACUAUUGUACGUGUGGGUCCUACAACAACUAGUUUUCAAGUUGGUGAUCAUGUUGUAGGUGCUACUAGUCUUGGUACAUAUCAUUCACAUAUUAUGAUUAAUUCACAACUUAUAAUACGUAUUCCAUCUGAUUUUCCUCUUACUGAUGAACAAUUAUGUGGUAUGCCAACUCCAAUUUUAACAGUUAUCUAUUCUCUUAGAUAUCGUGUUCAUUUACAAGCUGGUCAAACUGUUCUUAUUCAUGCUGCAACAGGUGCUGCAGGUCAAAUGUGUAUUCAAUAUUGUCAAUAUAUUGGUGCUCGUGUUAUUGCUACAGCUGGAAGUGAAGAAAAACGACGUUUUCUUCGUGAAUAUUAUGGCAUUGAACAUGUAUUUAAUAGUCGAGAUACUUCUUUUGUUAAUGAUAUACAUCGAAUUCUCCCACAAGGUGUUGAUGUUAUUAUUAAUUCAUUAUCAGGUAAUUUACUCAAAGAAUCAAUUAAAUUAUUAGCAUAUCAUGGUAAUUUUGUUGAAUGGGGUAAACGAGAUAUUUAUGAUAAUAAUAAUUUAUCAAUGUUUCAAUUACGAUCAGAUUGUAGUUUUCAUGUAAUUGAUUUUGUUGCACUUCUUGAUCACGUAUCACCUCUUGUUCGUCUUAUGUUUGAAGAAGCAAUUGAUUUAUUUAUUCGACGUAAACUACGUGCUGUUGAACCAACAGUUAUUUAUGAACCAUCUCAAGUAAUAGAAGCAUUAUUAAGAUGUAAUAGUGGUCAAGUUGUGGGUAAAACAGUUUUUCGUAUAAGUUCAUCUGAUCAACUAUUAAAUAUCAAUAAAAAACAAUCUAAUAGUUUAUUAAAAGUUGUAAAUGAUAAUACAAUGUUUCCAUCAGAAGUUUGUAAUCAAGGAACAAUUUUAAUAUCUGGUGGUUUUGGUGGUCUUGGUUUAACAAUGUCUCGUUGGAUGAUAGAGAAACGCGGUGUUAAACGUAUAGCACUGAUGAGUCGUCGUACCUUAGUUGAACUCGAACAACCUUCUAAUCCACAAUAUGAUGAUUGGUUGCGAUUGAAACGAACAGUAAAUGAAUAUAAUGCUCAUGUUGAUGUUGCACAAGCAGAUGUGACAAACUUUCAACAAGUUCAUGAUCUUAUUGUAAGACUUAAUCAAAGUUCUUAUCCUGUUCGAGGUAUUAUUCAUAGUGCUGUUAUUGCAGAAGAUCGUACUCUCAGUAAUUUAACACAAGAACAUUUAACACGUGUUCUUGCACCGAAGGCUCAUGGUGCUUGGAUUCUUCAUCAAGUAACACAACUUACUCAUACUCCGCUUCACUUUUUCAUUAUGUUUUCAUCAAUUCGAAAUCAUCUCCUUGAAUUGGCGUCCGCCGGUUACAAUGCCGGUAAUCAAUUUCUUGAUGCUCUUGCUCAUUAUCGUAUGCAAAAGCUUAAUUUACCAGCUCUCUCUAUCAGUUUACCAGCAGUGAGCGGUGCUGGCAUGUUUCAUAGACAACGAGAGUGGUUAACAACUUUUCAAACGACACAAGGCUUUGAAUUAGUACCAACAGUGGUUGUAUAUGAAUUGAUAGAACGUUUUCAUAAACAUCAGAACACUUGUCCAUGUCCUAUUGUUUUUGCUGUUAAUUGGCAAACAUUGUAUGAGAGACGUCACAAAUUAGCAACAUUCCAGUUAGCAAGAAUAGCACAGCAACGCUUUGUCGAAAUGAAGCUCAGCAACACAUCUGCAAUAUCGAGAAUCGAUAGUACGAUUAAUUCUGAUCUGAAUCAAAAGGAGACUAUUAUUGAGCGAGCUCAUGUAGCUGUAGCACGUCUCUUAGGUGCAGUCAGUGUCGAUCGUAUAUUAAUUGAUCGUUCACUUGUGAGUCAAGGCAUGGAUUCAUUAGCUGCUAUCUCACUAUACAAUUGGUUGGGACAAGAAACUGGUGUCUAUAUACCAUUAGCUGAUCUUCUUCAAGGGUAUUCGAUUGAAAGAAUUGCAACAGUUAUAUAUAAUAAGCUCCACGAUCAACAACAAGUUACCACAUCAAUUGCUACAGAACAUAAUGUAGACUCUGAUCUGAUCGAUGAAAAUAAUAUCAAAUUAUCUAACACUUCCAUACAUACUAGUACAGAGAAUAUCAUUUGUCUUCAACGUCCGCUUCAGAGCAAUAGUUCUGUUCUCUUCUAUAUCGCGGAGCAGGCAAUCAGUAAUACUGACGAGUCCUUUACACUAUUUAUGCACAAAUUAUCUGAACAGCAAAGUCAAACAGCGUCAGCUACCAUCUAUGUUAUUCAAAUACCGUUAACGAUAUCGGAUACAAGUACAUCCACUUAUGCUCAAAAUAUGAUCUCGCAAAUGCGUCGUAUUCAACCGCGCGGACCUUAUCAUCUAGUGGCUAAUCGCAACAAACAAGAAGAAAUCAUUGCGCAUGAAAUGAUAAGACAGCUUAACAAUCAUUCAAAGAUAAUCGAUGUGCGAUUAAUUCUUUUGGAUGAUUAG